Messenger RNA from Laccaria bicolor S238N-H82, 485 nucleotides. RefSeq lists its product as uncharacterized. The transcript has 6 exons. The record is from RefSeq and is a predicted model, not a curated record. Bases 11 to 349 code for a protein of 112 amino acids. Lineage: Eukaryota; Fungi; Basidiomycota; Agaricomycetes; Agaricales; Hydnangiaceae.
AAAUCCAACCAUGCCAAUCUCCCAAGAAACAGCAGUACGCUCAGAAGAGCGCCGAAAUACCCCAAUCAUUGACCAACAAGCUCAAGUUGUUUCCGACGCUGCUCCUCUAGCAGCCACCAGUCCGGUCCCUCAGCAGCAAGGUUUUACAGCCGAAACAAACACUGUCGAGGCGCCUAACGAACACCCGCAACAUAGGGGCGUUCCACAGAGGAAGGUGUCGUUCAAGGAACGAGUCAUCGGAGUCGCGCAGAAAACUCGAGGAACGAUACUUGGCAAUCCCGGACUCAAGGAACACGGAGAGGCGAUUCUCGAAGGAAAGACUACGCAUGAGCAUGAUCGCACAUUAUGAUGUUGAAAGACAAGGCCAUCUCUUUGCGUUGACGUGUUUUAAUAUUGUUCAUGAGGAAGAGCGGUAGCUUUGUCGGAUGAUAUUCUUUCUUUUUCCUACUGUACUGUACUGGAGCUUUAAUCACGGAACUUUCCCC